AUGAAGUUCCUCUAUAUCAUUUCCACCCUCGCCGCCGCUAGCAGCAUCAAUGCAAUCCCAACUACUAGAAUCACUGUGUUCAUGGACGACCAACAGAUUGAAACCAAUUCGAUGGUCUGCAAGGAUAUUGGAAAGUCUUGCAACCCCUGGAAUGAGUUCUGCUGCCCCGGCUCGUUCUGCCUUUAUUGGGGCAUCGUUGCCGGGAAUUGCGUCAAGAAUCCGUGA
Messenger RNA from Morchella sextelata, 225 nucleotides. RefSeq lists its product as uncharacterized. Bases 1 to 225 code for a protein of 74 amino acids. The transcript has 3 exons. Lineage: Eukaryota; Fungi; Ascomycota; Pezizomycetes; Pezizales; Morchellaceae. The record is from RefSeq and is a predicted model, not a curated record.